Molecule: messenger RNA, 973 nt
Organism: Scylla paramamosain (green mud crab)
Lineage: Eukaryota; Metazoa; Arthropoda; Malacostraca; Decapoda; Portunidae
Gene: Cisd2
Product: CDGSH iron-sulfur domain-containing protein 1-like
Exons: 4
Coding region: 134-445 (103 amino acids)
Biological process (GO): regulation of autophagy
Cellular component (GO): mitochondrial outer membrane; intracellular membrane-bounded organelle
Molecular function (GO): 2 iron, 2 sulfur cluster binding
Source: RefSeq, a predicted model, not a curated record
UAGUCAACUUGCCCAAUCACAACCCAGAAUGUUCCCGCACGCCUUUCCCAUUGGUUGGUAGGAGAGCACGGCAGGAGCAUCCUCCCAAGACCUAUCAGCUGUGCUAGUGCAUACCAAUCCCUCUCUCUUCACCAUGGAGUUUUACAAGAACCUGAAGGCAUCAGACUGGGCUGCCCUCCUACCACUGGGUGUCACCUGUGUGGCUGUUGGGUUUGGUGCCAAGAUCCUCUUUGACAAGCAGUUUGGCACACCUGUGAACCCAUCCAUCCGCAAGGGGGAAUCCAAGGUGGUGGACUCGGUGGACAUUGAGGACCUGGGCAACAAGGCGGUGUUCUGCCGCUGCUGGCGAAGCUCCAAGUUCCCUUACUGUGAUGGCAGCCACAACCAGCACAACAAUGCCUGUGGGGACAACGUUGGACCUCUCAUCGUCAAGAGCAAGGAGUAAAGGCAGAUAUCAUCCUGGUAUUUGGCAGCUGAGCAUUGGUGUGAAUUUUGUGUUUGUACAUAGGCUGAGGUGAAAUUGUAACUAACACCAUGCUGGCACUGUUGACAUGGCACUGUGGUGGUGAAGUAUACAUACCAGUCUCCGUAGGAAUACAGCUACAACAUGUUUAAUAAAUUAAUUUCAACUACUUGUUAUUAUGAAAUUGAGAAUAUGAAAUAUGUACUCUAUAUUUUCCAAAAGUCGAAGAACAAAUUUUUAAUGCAUGCAGAAAAUUGUCAUGGUUCUCUGUUCUUACUUUUGUAUGAAGCUGAAAUGUAACUUAGAAUAUAAAAUUAGAUGAAUUUAUCAAUAAGAUACAAGUGUCUGCAGUCAGGCAGGUAUUCCUAAGAAUGUUUUUGGCUGUGUUAUUCAUAAUGCUAUGUAAUACUACAUGUAAGAUAUUUUACUCAUAUUAAAUGAUGUGAUGAUGAUUAGAUGAUGUGCUGUGUGAAUUUUGGAGGGUGAAAUAAACCUACACUAUAAUUUGAA